AGGGAUUUCAUGUAUUGAUGGGUUAGUGUUAAAAAUAAAAGAUCGGUUUUUGGGAAAAAACCGUGAUUGGAUGACUUUGACGGCAGGAAUUUGCACAUAAGMAAUUCAGGACUCGCAAAUAUGCACCAAGUAUUCCUUUUAUGAUACCCUUUAAAAAUGAAAGUCGUUUCUUGUAAUUUKUGAUAGCAAUCUUACCUCUUUAAUUUGAAAUAAGGGAUUCUCUGUGGCAGCGCCGCCAUCUUACUUCGGAGAUUCCCGCCAAACGAUUAAAUGCGCAACGUGAUUGGCCAAAAUCCGGUGAGAGGACUUCGAUUUUGGGAAGCUAGGAAAUCGUUUUGUCCAGACUUAGCAGUUCCUUGAUAUAAAAGAAAAUGAUAAGCUCCAAUCCAGUAUCGCUGGAUGAAAACAUGCCUGACGWGCAAGGGGAGAGCGAGACGAAACAACAAGAAGAAGAUAUUACCGAGGAAAAGCAAAAUGUCGACGAUGUCUUGCAGCAGAUCAUGAGCAUCGCGGAGCAAUCGUUAGACGAAGCGCAAGCAACKAAGCAUGCUUUGAAUUGCCAUCGUUUGAAACCCGCCCUGUUCAAUGUUCUCUGUGAGCUCAAGGACAAAAUAGCUUUGAAUGUUCGCGGAGCUAGUCAAGAAGAGGACAUGCCUCCAGAUCCACAGCUUAAGGGAAUGGACAGUAUGCUGCUUGCAGAGGGCGUGAUGGGACCUGACAAAGAUAGUGGCACUGCACUGGGGCAUGAAAAUCAAACAGAACGCACAGAAUACCARGACAAAAUAAAGGAAAUCAGACAGGUUUAUCAUACAGAGUUUGAAACAUAUAAACAGGCAUGCAACGAGUUCACUAGCCAUGUCAAGAACCUUCUAAAUGAGCAAUCUAACAUAAGGCCURUAGAUGAUAAAGACAUACAGAAGAAGUUGGGAAUGAUGCAACACAACUUUAAUGAAAUACAAUUACAACUUAAACAAAGUACAUGUGAAGCUAUAGUGGUACUCAGAUCAAAUGUUCUGGAAGCAAGGAAAAAGAGAAAAAACUUGAGCAAGCAAGCCAUUGAAGUGUUAAAUGGGUACUUUUAUUCACAUCUGGGUAGUCCAUACCCAAGCGAUGAAGAUAAAGAAGAACUUGCAAAAAAAUGCAAGAUUAGUGUAAUGCAGAUAUCCAACUGGUUUGGCAACAAAAGAAAUCGAUACAAGAAAAAUAUUGUCAAAGCUCAGAAAGAAGCAAGUAUGUAUGCCGCAAAGGCUGCUACUGGCACCACUGCAACUGCACAAGGAGAACUUGUUCCACCCAGUCAGGGGGGACAACCACAACCAACAGUGAACGGAAUAACUUCUGAAACAGAGACUCAAAUAACUACAGAAACUGUAGGUGCAUCCAUUGGAAACCCAGACAUUUCACAGMCAUCUCAGUCACACAUCUCAACAUCAUCACAGCUGAUUGGGGAGAUACACAAAGCAGUGUUAGAAAUGAUUGACAGUAUGGAAGCAGAGAGUGGACAAACAGUGUCAGAUGAACAGUCAUAGAAGGUGUACAUUGUGGAUUAUAGAAAUGGCACUCAYAAAGAAUAAAAAAAUGUGUUUCAAAGGAUGCUCUUGACUAGUAUUUUACAAAUAGUUUUAUUUUACAAUAUAAAUUUGUACAUUUUGAUUAAAUUUGUACACAAAGUUUUGCCCACAUUUGUUUGUAAAAAAGAGAGAAAGAAUAGAUGUCAAUCCAGAGGGUGUUAAUGGCUGCACUAUAAACUGCAAGGCUUUGCCUGAGCAAAACAGUCAUUGAAACUAGAGUAUUUUUUUUCUCUAUGUUGAUGCAUCCCUCUCUUUAGUAUCUGUAAGAACCUAUCAUACAGCUUAAUUUUGAGAACAAAUAAAAUAGUAGUGUUUGAAAUAAAUAAAACUGAUAUGUGAGAAUACAAUCUGAAUGAAAAUAUAUGUUGUGGAUUGUCAAGUCAGUGAUUCAGCCCUUGUACUGUAUCAAAUUACAACUUGAAUUUUGAACUGUGUGACUACCUCAAAGAUUAAAGUCAAUUAAGUCUCAAAAUCMAAAUAAACUAACAUUAAAAAGAA
Exaiptasia diaphana is the source of this 2069-nucleotide messenger RNA. Its product is annotated as pre-B-cell leukemia transcription factor 1. Gene Ontology annotation, cellular component: nucleus. NCBI's taxonomy places the organism in Eukaryota, Metazoa, Cnidaria, Anthozoa, Actiniaria, Aiptasiidae. The transcript is spliced from 8 exons. Gene Ontology annotation, molecular function: DNA-binding transcription factor activity, RNA polymerase II-specific; RNA polymerase II cis-regulatory region sequence-specific DNA binding. The record is from RefSeq and is a predicted model, not a curated record. Bases 372 to 1529 code for a protein of 385 amino acids. Gene Ontology annotation, biological process: animal organ morphogenesis; regulation of transcription by RNA polymerase II; neuron development.